AUGACGCGCGGACGUGGUCGUGGUCGCGGCCGCGGAAGUGGCGGCGGGAGAAGUAGUGGUGACGGCACGGUGUCGAGCUCAGCGUCGACGCCUGCUGCCCCGCCGGCAUCCGAGCAGGACAUUUGCUUUAUUUGUGCUGAACCCGUGCGGCUCUAUAGUCUGCCUCCCUGCAAUCAUCGCGUGUGUCACAUCUGUGCGAUGCGCUUGCGUGCACUGUGGAAGUGGCGAAAUUGCACGUUUUGCAAGGCAGAAGCUACUCGCGUCAUUUUCACAUCAAAUGAUACCAAGUCCUACGGCGCCUUUACGCCCGAUGAGCUGCCGUACGUGGACGAGAAACUCUCCAUCUACUUCGAGACCAAGCAGGACUACGACGAUACUAUCUUGCUUCUCCGCUUCCAGUGCCCCAAACCCAACUGCGAGACGCUGUGCUCUGGCUGGUCAGACCUCAAAGGCCACGCCAAGCGCGAGCACACGCGUCUGCUGUGUGACUUGUGCAUCAAGCACAAGAAGAUUUUUGCGCACGAACACACACUUUUCACGUCCGCAUCGCUUCAGGCACACCUGUCAAGUGAGCACCGCUACUGCGAGUACUGCCACCAGCACUUUUAUAGCGAUGACGAGCUAUGGGUGCACAUGCGCGACAAGCACGAGCAGUGCCAUAUUUGCAAGGCACACAGCGAGAACGAAGAUGAACGCUGGCGAUACUACCAAGACUAUCGCAUGCUGGAGCAGCACUUUCUCAAGGCACACUUCCUGUGUCCCGCACCCCAAUGCCUGGAAAGGAAAUUUGUCGUGUUUGAAAACCAGAUGGAGCUGCAAGUUCACCAGGUCGAGGAACAUGGACACACCCUUUCGCAGCGCGAGCGCCGAGACGCUCUGCGCGUAGAUACGAGCUUUAUGUACGAUGAUCGGCCAAGCCGCCGAUCGCAACGCAGCAGCAGGCAACAGCGCCAGGAUCAGGCCUCACGACGCGCCCAGUUUGGACGCACCCUGACCACCACAGACGAUCAUGAAGACGAUGAUUGGUCGAGCGUUCUGACCGUGCUUAACGGCUCGCAACUCAAACUCACGUCGUGUAAGGCAGCCUUGCACGCUUAUGGCGCAUCUGAAACUAACGUACACGACCUCCUCAAGACCAUCGCAAACCUCACAGGCGAUGUCCACGCCACGGACCUCGUGGUCCAAUGCCUGUCAGGCCUGCUCAAGCAUGCCGAAAAGCGCACAGAACUCCAUGAUACAUGGACAGCUGUCAAGCACGAACAGACAUCCUUCCCGAGUCUGCCGUCUAGCUCGCAUGUCUCCAUCAAGAGCGCCGCACCACGGACGCAGCAGGCGCCGCCACGGACGCAAGCACAGUUCCCCUCGUUACAAGCUUCGCGCGUCCCCGGCUCCGCUCAGAAUGUACAACAUCGCGUCAGCCACACGCCAUGGAGUGGCAGCAGUGCAAAGGCCACACCUGGCUCCUCAGCUGACGCAUUUCCACCAUUGGGUGGACCCGCGCGGCGUCCAGUGGCACCGCAGACGGUGCAAGUGUCGCGUCCGUCCAAGAGCCGUCAUGCACCUUUGUCGAGUGCCCAAUUUCCCAGCUUGCCUACCUCCUCGGCGCAUGCAGAGCGUCAGGCACAGAAACGCGAGUUGCUGGGCAAUCGCGCCGCAAACCCACUGCUCCCAGCGCCUCCGUCCAGCCGCUGGGGCAGUAGCAGUAGCAGCGCUGCUUCAAACGACGAUUUUCCUGCGUUGGGAAGUAUGCAGGCCUCGUUGCCCGAGCCUACGCAGGCGACGAGUAGCGGGGGCAAGCAGCGGCGUCGGAAAGCGGUGCUGCUUUCAUCGGUGGGCCCCAUGCACCACGUGUAA
Malassezia restricta is the source of this 1854-nucleotide messenger RNA. Its product is annotated as E3 ubiquitin-protein ligase ZNF598. The coding region runs from base 1 to 1854 and encodes 617 amino acids. Gene Ontology annotation, molecular function: ribosome binding; ubiquitin protein ligase activity. NCBI's taxonomy places the organism in Eukaryota, Fungi, Basidiomycota, Malasseziomycetes, Malasseziales, Malasseziaceae. The record is from RefSeq and is a predicted model, not a curated record. The transcript has a single exon. Gene Ontology annotation, biological process: rescue of stalled cytosolic ribosome; protein ubiquitination.